Arachis ipaensis is the source of this 1775-nucleotide messenger RNA. The record is from RefSeq and is a predicted model, not a curated record. NCBI's taxonomy places the organism in Eukaryota, Viridiplantae, Streptophyta, Magnoliopsida, Fabales, Fabaceae.
AGCCAAAGCCAAACUUACUUAAAAAUCAACCAAAACAAAAUUUCAAUUACCAUUCCAUCUUGAGUUUUCAUGAAAUCAAAGUGCUCCAUGCAGUUCCUAUGGAACUUUACUAUGCUAUAAUGUGAAGAAUAUUGACCGCUUUCUCCAUGACCGCCUUUUCCAUGACGGUGGUAUAUUCUAGAUAAUUCUAGAUGUAUAUUUUCUUUAAAUGCCCAUGGUGAAAAACAAUUGCCAAUAUAACCAAAAACUAUAUUUGGGAGUUUCCCAUUUCGAAAUAUGAGGUGGACCGUAUUCAGGAACUAGAUUCUCCUGUGGAUGCUCCAAAAGAACACUGGGGUAAUUUUUCUAAAUUAAAAUACGUUAGUUUAACAAAAAAAAACACACACACAAUUAGAAAAGACAAAAAAUUAUACCGUCACUAUAUUUUUUUUGGGAGGAAAUUGAGUCGAUGAUAACAAAGCUCUUCAACUUCAAUAAUGUGAGGCUUGUUAUCCGCUUCAAAAGGAAGGUUAAUAAUAUGGGAAAUGAUUGAUCUCAGCGCUUUGACAUCAUCCAGUUGUUUGUCUUGAAUGUAGUUAGUACUAACCCUACGGCUUUCCAUAUUGGACAAGAUACCACGCAACUGCUUAUCCCCUGGAAAAUCCAACUUUGAUUGAGUGGAUACUCAAUCUAAUGGUAGUCGUUCUUCAAGAACAUCUUCUUCAAUGUUGCAAAAAUGGGCUGGAAUAUUUGUAUAAGUUCGUCCUUGAUAUAGGACCACCAAUCUAUUGUUGGUGGUCGAUCCUUCAAUUUAUUUUCCAUCCAAGUGCUUAAGCUGCCUUUAUAUUCGCCCGUAAUUGCCCUUCUCUGUGAAAUAUCUAGAUAGUGCAUUUGCAGACAAUUACCGUGGUAUGAAUGACAGAUAACCUGUCUUUGGUACCAUUGUUUUAUAAAAUCCACUGUUGGAGCCAAGAAGCAAGAGGUUCGACCAAUUGGUUUUUCGUUCGCAAAAUAUUUGCAUCCGAAUCGGAGGAGCUGACUGCAAUUCUGCACUGUUCGUACGAUAACGUCAUGGCUGAGAUGGAAUCAUUAAAAGCCAAAAGGAAGGGGACAUCUUCUUUAUCCCACGAAGACGCCAACUUGGAAUCCGUUAACGAGCUUCAAAGCCCGCCAAGGAUUCGAACAAGAGGACGUCCAAAAAAUAGGCUAGGUUCAAAGUUGGACAAACAGAUCGCAAAUGCCACAAAGAAGAAGAAAACGAAAGUUUUAAGCGAGAUAAACUUGUUUGAUGCUGCAUCAGUGGUGCAUUCAAAUUCCAGCCAAUAUUAAGGACAUGUUAUGAAUUAUCAUUUCAGGGUACCAGGAGCAGGGGAUAACUCUUUGGGUGUAUAGUUACAGAAUAUGGGUGUAAAAGCACUGUUCUUUUGGGUGUAUUUUUCUGAAUUUUCUUGUGAUUCACAUUCUACAUAUAGAUACAUAUAUAUAAUAUUAGGGUUCAGGGUUUUAGGGUUUACAGGUUAGGGGGUAAGGGUUUAUGUUUUAAGUGUUUAGGGUUUAGGGUUUUAGGCUCAAAGCAUCAGGGGGAUAGAUCUCAGGGUGUAUAUUCAACUUUCUUUGGGUGUAAAAAAUCGCAGGUUAUGGGUGUAUAUUUGAUUUGAUGUUUCUCUUCAUAUUAUAGUGCCUGUAAUUCAUACAUUUUGAAUAAAGACAAUUUAACAGCACAGACAAUUUGGGUGUAUAUUUAAGCAAUCUUGGGUGUAUAUUAAACUUCCUUUCGGUGUAAAAGUUUAUAAUUU